AAGCACAUGAGCUAAGCCGCAUGCUAUUUCCAUCACCAUCUACUUCCUAGCAAACAAAGUCAUGGUGUCUCACAAGUCACAAGGAGUUGGCAGAGCCGGAAAAGCUGUCUAAAAAACUCCCAACUCUGGCGGCCUUCUUGCCGGAGACAGAAAAAAACCCACUUCCCAAAUCUCUUCCUUUUUCUUUCCCAAAUCUUACCCAACCUUCAAUUUCUCUCUCAAGUCAAAAACCCCAAAAAGUAGGAUGAGAACAGCGACGAAGGGUAAUCAAGAAGAGGAAGAGUACGAUGAGGAUGAUUUUGGUUCGAAGAAAGAAGGACCUUCUUCCAAUAACAACAACCCCAACAGCAAAGAUGGCAAGAACAAUGAUAAAGCUAGUGCAAUACGAUCAAAACAUUCAGUCACAGAGCAGCGCAGAAGGAGCAAGAUCAAUGAGAGAUUCCAGAUACUGAGAGAUCUCAUACCUCAUAGUGAUCAGAAGAGAGAUACAGCAUCAUUCCUAGUAGAGGUUAUCGAGUAUGUCCAGGUUUUACAGGAAAAGGUACAAAAGUAUGAAGGUUCAUACCAGGGAUGGAGUCCAGAGCCGACAAAGUUAAUGCCUUGGAGAAACAGUCACUGGCGUGUACAAAGUUAUAUUGGUAGUCCUCAAGGCAUAAAGAAUGGUUCUGGUCCAGGGUCCAAUUUUCCCGGAAAAUUUGAUGAGAAUAGCAUCUCGAUCAACCCAACAAUGCUUCCAAGCACACAAAAUCCAGUAGAAUCUGACCCUAGUAGAGAUGUACCUUGCAAAGCUAUGGAUCGUCAUCCUGAGAUUGCCAACAAGGGAAUUCCUCUUCCCAUGCCUCUUCAAGCCAGCAUGUCUGCUCCAAUGAGGAGUGAUGGUGUGCUUGCACAUUCUCUUCAAGGACCAGUUUCUGAUGCACAAUCAACGCAGUGCCCCUGCACAAGUGAUACAAUAAACCAACAAGAGGAGCUGAUGAUUGAAGGGGGAACAAUUAGCAUCUCAAGUGCUUACUCUCAAGGGUUAUUGAACAAUCUAGCUCAAGCACUGCAGAGUGCUGGUGUGGAUCUGUCACAGGCCAGCAUCUCAGUGCAGAUUGAUCUUGGGAAGCGUGCAAACAGAGGAGUGUCCUCCAGAAUGCCCAUUUCUAAGGAAUAUGAGAAUCCAACUUCUAGUAAUCAAACGAUGGCACAUCAUAAGGAUACAGGCAAUGGGGAGGAUUCAGAUCAAGCUCAAAAACGGCUCAAGACAUGAGAGACUAGUAUGACAUUACCUUAGUCAUUUUCGUGUAGAUUUUUACGCUCUACUUUCUUCUGUUUUGGAAUAUUCUGGCAUCAUCUCCUAGUUAUUGUACAUGCUGUGCUUGAUUUUCUCUUUUCUCUUUCAUGGAGCUCAUGUCAAGAACCAUUUCCCUCGAUCUAUAAAAUUUUGUGUAGUUACUUUGUCAAGUUA
Messenger RNA from Ziziphus jujuba (common jujube), 1450 nucleotides. Its product is annotated as transcription factor BIM2. Gene Ontology annotation, biological process: DNA-templated transcription. The coding region runs from base 245 to 1252 and encodes 335 amino acids. NCBI's taxonomy places the organism in Eukaryota, Viridiplantae, Streptophyta, Magnoliopsida, Rosales, Rhamnaceae. The record is from RefSeq and is a predicted model, not a curated record. Gene Ontology annotation, molecular function: protein dimerization activity; DNA-binding transcription factor activity. The transcript has 8 exons.